UUUUUUAAAAAGAGAGACCAGUAGUAACUCUAUAGUGCCGGGGCGGCUAGAAGGCUUCUUCCGGUGACGCCAGAGCCGCUUCCUCUGGAGGAACAUUUGAAUACCAGAGUCUAAAGGAAAACUGCUAUCUUGCAAGACACCUUGGUUUUAUAGAAGUGGAAGAAACCAACUGUCAUUACUCAACCUCUUUGCUGUGGACUGGUUCAUUCAUCAGGUCACUGUGGCUAAAUUCUUGCCAUCUCGAACUGCCUGCAGGAGAAAAUGCACGGGGUAAUUGAUCAGCUCCAGAUCACUCAAGGAAAAUGUUGCUGCCAUGUUGAAGGCUUGGGAUAGCCAGUUGUGGAAUUUUAUGUGGAAGGACAAAACCCGAUAACUCUGGUGCUGGAAGCAAGACUCAACGUGUGCCAAGAGCUGUUGGCUGCCCAAAUCCUCCGCGAUGUAGUUGUCCUCCUAAGCUUGUUAGUAGACCUCCUUUCCAGCUGUCAUCUUCAUGCAUGUGGACUUCUUUAACUUAUACUUCCUAGAAGAUCUGCAGGGCGGACCAUGGCCACAACAAACCCUCUGGAGAGCCUUCAGGUAGAAGCCAGCUGCUCCGUCUGCCUGGAGUACCUGAAAGAUCCUGUGAUCAUCGACUGUGGCCACAAUUUCUGCCGGGUAUGCAUCACUCGCUGGUGGGAGGACCUGAACCGGGACUUUCCCUGCCCUGUCUGCCGUAAGACUUCCCGCCACCGUUCGCUCAAGCCCAACCGGCAGCUGGGCAACAUGGUGGAGAUAGCCAAGCAGCUUCAGAUUACCAACAAGCGCAAGAUACGGGACGAGAACCUGUGCGAGAAGCACAAUGAAGUGCUCCGCCUCUUCUGCAAGGAGGACCAGGAGGCGGUUUGCUUAGUGUGUGAGAUUUCCCACGAACACCGCUCUCACACGGUUGUGUCCCUGGAUGAUGCCUCUCAGGAGUACAAGGAAAAGAUGCAGAAAUGCCUGGAGCCGCUAGAACGGAAGCUGCGGAAGAUUGCCUACUGUAAAGCCCAGGAGGAGAAGAAGCCUGGGGUGCUCAAGCGGAAAGUUGAGGAUCGCCGCCAGCUCAUCAUCAGGGAAUUUGAGGAGCUCCAUCUGUUCCUGACUGCAGAGCAGGAAGUGCUGAUUCGGCAUUUGGAGAAUGAAGAGAAGGAGAUCCUGCAGAAGCUAAAGGAAAACGUGGCUAAGCUGUCCGAGCAACGGGCCGCCCUUAACAGCCUCAUCACAGAGAUUGAGGAAAAAUGCUUGCAGUCAGGCAUGGAGAUGCUCAAGGAUGUGAAGAACACUCUGGAAAGAUGUGAAGAGGUGCAGGAAGAAGAGCCAAGUCUGGUCUCCACCGAGCUAGAAAAGAAUUUCUGCAAUUUUCCAAGGCAGUACUUUGUCUUACGCAAAAUCAUCAAGCGGUUAACAGGUGAUUUGACCCUUGACCCUGAGACAGCCCACCCCAACCUCGUGCUGUCUGAGGACCGCAAGAGUGUUAAAUUUGUCAAGCAGCGCCUGAGAGACCUGACCGACAGUCCAAGGCGCUUCACCAUCUACCCUUGUGUCUUGGCCACGGAAGGCUUCACCUCUGGACGCCACUACUGGGAGGUGGAAGUGGGUGAAAAGACUCACUGGGCCCUGGGCGUUUGCAAUGACUCCGUAAGUCGUAAAGGAGAGACAACCUCCUUGCCCGAGACUGGCUACUGGCGGGUGAGGCUCUUCAAUGGGGACAAGUAUGCAGCCACCACCACUCCUUUCACCCCGCUCAAUAUCUCCACCAAGCCCAAGCGGGUAGGGGUCUUCUUGGACUAUGAGGCUGGCAGACUUUCCUUCUACAAUGUGACGGACCGCUCCCAUAUGUACACCUUUGCUGACACUUUUACUGAAAAACUAUGGCCUUUUUUCUACCCAGGGAUCCGUGCCGGGCGAAAGAACGCUGCCCCCCUCAUCAUUCGGCCUCCCACGGACUGGGAGUGAUGAAAGGGCCAAGUUCCUCGGCUAGGAUUAGCCGUCAGAUCUGCAGACGUAGCUCUUCUAACUUGGCUUCCUAACGCAUCAGGGAUUGGAGGCAGGGGACAAGUCGUCUGGGGUCCCAGCACCAUCAUCCCCAACAGGGGGGGAAAAAGAAAGUCAUCAGGAGGAAAAACACAGAGAGGCUUUCAAACACCAAACAGUGGUUAAUUUGGGGGCUUCACAGUCACUCAGAGGAACGUGAUGCAUGGAGAGGAAAUGGAAGAUUUUUACGACAACAGCGAAAGGAGCCCCAGAGCGGCCAGGGCUGGUGAAGAUCCUCUUGUCCUUUUGUCAUCCCAAACCUCUGAUUGAGGGUGGAGGGGUUGAAGUCAAACUGGGAUGCUUAAACCUAGUCUGGUUGUUUGGCAAAAGCCAUAGCCUGUGCAUUGGCUGUGGGCAGAGCUGGUCCGAAAGAGGCUUGAAUGGAAAAUCUGGUGGUUUCACAGAUUGUGGAUGAGGGCAGGGGUGUGCCUUGUGGGCAGCAGAGAGGAGUGGCUUCUGCGUAAAAGGGCUUAUGGCAGCUCCUUCCUGGAAAUAAGCUCUUUCACCUUCCCUGCAGCUUCUCUUGCUUUAGCAGCCAGGAUGUGCACCGGCAGCAAACGCCUGCUGCCUUCUCGUUAAGAGCUUGUGGUGCAACGGGCCUGAGCCAGUCAACGGUCCCAGGCCCAGAUGGGCUCCUCUGAGGCACCCAGUGCUGACAGAGUUUGGAAACCAUUUUUCUCUUGGAAACUGCAGUUCUGAAAAUUCCACACACACACCCAAUAUGUUGGCUGUGAAAUUUGGGAAUUGUAUUUCAAAAAAUAUUGAUCGUUUGUGGAGGGGUAGAGGGGUUGUGGUCAGGCACAAAAAUGAGAAGUGCAGAAACGAAGCCUGUAGCUCAGCCCUGUAUCGGAGGCCUGGCUGAUAGUAGCGUUUAGAUCCCAAAAACGUUUGCCAGGUGGUCAGCCCCAGCCAGGGAUCCUGGAAUCCAUGACUCCAGGGGCUGAAGUUCAACAACAUUAUGUUCUGAACUAUAACAACUCCCAUCAUUCUUUGGUCAGGCUGGUGUCGAAACAUAAGAAUUGUAAUUACCAAAAAGAGAUUUUUCCAAGCUCGAGGCCAGGGCCCUGUUGGAUUUUGCCUGUGCCAGCGUUCUGCCCGUGACGGUCGAAUCGGCAGGCCCCAAACUGCUACCGCAAAUUCUUUCAAAGGGGAAGUUGAGCUGUAGAAGGCCUGUUCGUGGCUUGUAAUGUUGACUGACGGACCCAAAGCCUCAUUACAUUUGCUGAAGUCAGGGAGCUGCCAGGAGCACCCAAAAAGGGAGCGGGUGGCCUGGGCUGAGAAAUCACCUGUGGUGGCCACAAACAAGAAUUGAAUGUCUUCCAGUAGCUUGCAUUCGGCCGGGAAAUGUACCUCUCCUAAUCUCUGUAGUCAGAAAUUCCCCUUUAUAGCAUGUUGAUAAAUAAGGCUGAAUCAAGGCGUGAAUAGAAGGGUACUUUUCUAUUACUACCCUACCUCUUCACCCAAUGCACACAUUCACGCUCUUUUCAUCGUUGUUUGGGAAUGGCAAGAAGGGCAGACAUGCCUUCCAUUUCAUUGGCUACAUGACGUCUGUUGGCUGCAUGAAUCCUACGUGGCUGGUAUUGCCUUAUGAAGAAGUUUAGGGUUUUGCUUAUGGGGAGAGGCUGCAGGCGAUACAAAUGAGGGAAAGAAGCUGCUGGAGAUCGAUGGCAGCAGACAAAGGAAGGUAGCUGGAGUGGCCGGACGUACCUAUGUUUGCGUUCUACCCCUUUCUCCCUCCCACAUCCCUUGGCCUUGAAAAGUCUCAUCUUUGAAAAUAUAGUGCAUUCUUUUUGGUAUCAGAUGUUGUCUAACCUGGUUUCAUGAUCAGUUGCAGGGACUUUCUAAUUAGAGAAGAGCUCAGGCUGAACAAGAGAACUGAAAGACACAGGAGAGAAAAAAGGCAGGUGGUUGACCCAUGCUGAAUUGAUUGCAGUUGAACACCCCCCCCAUCAGUUUUCAAGGAGGCUUGAGUUAGCCUUUCAUGAGACCAUGUGGGUUCCUGUGUAGUUGUUGUAGGAAGCGAAUUCACAUUCCAGUUGCUUUGUCAGUCCUGACUCAUCUUAAUUAAAGCAGCCGUGUUCCCUUUUUAUUCUAUUUGUUUUUUAAAAUCCUCUUCAGGUAUUUUAGUGAAUGGAGGCAGCUCAAGAGGCCUGCUUUAGCCUUGCCCCCCGCCACAUCUGACCUCCGAUUGUCAUUUGGGAAAAUUUGAAAAGCCGGUGGACCCUACGUUCAGCUGCAUACAGCCGGAGCUGCAUUCAUCCAGUCUGAAGCCCUGCCUUACCAGGGUUUCCUCUCAUGUAAAAGGCUGUCAUUGCCUUCAGCCCAGCUUAGCUAUGGUUUUCUUUCCGAUCUUUGGCGGUAUAAGGAGAUUAGGAUGGGAGGAGGCAGAGCUUCCCUGCUCAUUUGCUGCAAUGAAUGCCUGAAGAGAGCUUGAGUUUUAUUAGGAAACUAACAACCCCUGCUCUUGGAUUGCACUUUUAUUCAGGGAGUUGGAUUUGAAACAGAAUCUACAUUGUAGGUCUCAUUUCAGGAAGAUCUUGAGAUUUUUGCAGCCUAUGUGGGUUAGGUCCAGAUGCACAAAAGGCAGUUCCUUCAAAUGUGGGGGGAAAAUGUGUGAGCUGAGGGAAAUGAAAGUCGGCUCUUUAUUAAACCACGUGGACUGAACUAGGGAGGAGAGAAAAGGGAUGCCCUUAGUUGUUCCCAAUAAUAAAGCAGAAUUAGGAACUGAAAGAAACAUAUGAGUGAAAGAGGGGAGAGAUUAGAACACACUUGAAGGUGAAAUAUGUGCGAUCGGUGAGAAUUCCAGUGCCCUUUUGAGGACAGAAAUUGGUGAAAGGCAGGCUUUUCCCCUUCAUGGUGCCCUCCAGACAUGGUGAUUACAGCCCCCAUCCUCCUUCGCCAUCACAGCCAGCAGCCGAAUGGAGGAUGCCAGGUUGAAGUGGGCAGGUUGUAGUGGAUCUCAAGUGAACUUCAUGGGUCAGCAGGAGAAUUGGGCCAGGUAGAUUCCCGGUUGCCUCUGCCUGCUAAUGGGGAUGACUGUGGCCUAAACAAAGUGACACGGAAAAAGAGAGAGAUAGGAGGACGUUCUGGCCCAAGUCUCUGAAUCCCUUCAGCCUGGGUGGACAGGCAGAUAUUCAGCAACCCACAGCUUAGUGCAAAAUACUUGUGUUGUGGCUUGUAAGAUUAUAAAUAAAAAUGCUGUCUAAUUCAAACACAUGUGAAUGUGGAAGUGUAAUUUCUUCACUGUAUAUACCUGGGCUCAAGAACAGUGGUGC
Pogona vitticeps (central bearded dragon) is the source of this 5327-nucleotide messenger RNA. It is a transcript of the gene TRIM39, whose product is annotated as tripartite motif containing 39. Gene Ontology annotation, molecular function: zinc ion binding; protein binding. The record is from RefSeq and is a predicted model, not a curated record. Lineage: Eukaryota; Metazoa; Chordata; Lepidosauria; Squamata; Agamidae.